UCGAUUUUUAAAAAUUUUUAGAUUUAAUAUUUUGAUCAAAGAUUUAUUUAAAAAAUUCAAAAUGUCUCAAACUGGUGAACCUGAAAACAAGAGGCAGAAGCUCGUCGAAGAUAAUCGACAUAUUGUACUCUUUAAAGGAUGCUUUGACGAUCCUGUAGGGAUUGAUCUUCCAGAAAAUGAGAAUCUUCCAUUGUCCGAACUUGAGCGUGCAGUUCCUGGAGCUAAUGGUUUACACUAUUUAAAUACAAACAAUGGGUACCUUCUUUCCCUCAAAUUUGACAAAGAAACUCAAUCUUUUCCGCCUCCACUUAACGGUUGGUCCAAAGAUAUUAUUUAUCAAGUUGUGUAUAAAGAUUCACGUUCAAUCAGCCCAUACAUGAAAGUUCAAAGUCCACUCCCGGAAUUGGAAGAACCGGAGAAAUUUUGUUUUUUUGCUUCAAAAUUUGAUCAGGAAAACGAAGUUAGAUCUCCAGUUGUUUGUAUCCACCCAUACUACUUUACUACUUACUUUCACACAUCAAGAGUUGAAUACAAAAAGGAUGUUACGCAAGUUAGAGUUUAUGCAAAGGAUGGCACCGAAUACAACACUGUAGUGAAGCAUAUUUCAAUUGAACAAGAUUUUGUGGUUUUAAAAUCUGAGAAAAAAAUUGUUGAUCGGGGACCUCACAUCUGUAAAACUCCGUGUUCUGGCGCAAUUUUACUCUGUGGGUGUUAUACCAAUGAAUUUGAUAGAUUAGAGCAAUGUAAAAAGGAGGGAUGUCUUCAGGGUCCAGAAACUACAAUUCUUAGAAGUAGUAGUGGUAAGAGACUUGGACGUGGUCCGUUUUUGCUUGGAGUUGUCACAACAGCGCCUGGAGAUUCUGGAUGUGCUGUGUUCUGCCCCCAUGGUCUGAAGGGCAUAAGCGUUGGAACGAAUAAGUUCAAGAAAGCUCCUAAGGAUCCGGUUAAAGAAGCUCAUAAGGAUCCGGUUAAAGAAGCUGCUAAACAUCUUCCCAAGUGUCUGAUCGUUCCAGCGACUGAUAUUAUGAAUGAAAUAACGGCACUUGAAAUGGAAUUGAGAGGCGAUGAGGAGAUUGAAGAAUAGACAGAUUUUUUUUAAAUAUUUUUUGCUGGUACAUAUUUGCUUUAAAUUUUUAUUUGACUGC
Molecule: messenger RNA, 1145 nt
Organism: Meloidogyne enterolobii
Lineage: Eukaryota; Metazoa; Nematoda; Chromadorea; Rhabditida; Meloidogynidae
Source: the annotation of a GenBank genome assembly